UGUUUUGUUAAGGCAAAUAUAACUUUAACUGCCAGAAAACUUUCCCACUCAAUAAAAUCGAUUUCCUGCAUACAAUUCUCAGCCAAAUUUUAAUCAUCAACGAAAUUUUAAAUUGACCCAAGGGGAGAUAGAUGAAUUAAAGAGCUACAGUUUCUGCCAUUGACAGUUUUGAACUUUACCAGACAUCAUAUAUCUAGAUUUAGUUGGAUAAUGAAAUUGAGUGGUUUACAUUUACUUGCUUCUGCAUUGGCUAUUACUGAAGGUGUGUUUGCCUUCUCAGAUACUGCCUCAUUUUACUCAUCCAUCAAAUUAAAUGGUCAAUUAGAUUAUAUAACAGAAGCUUCUAUAGUUUCAAAUUCGAUACAAUCCCUUUCUGAAACCAUUUGUGGAUCUCAAUCAGAUGAAAAAUUAUUUAUAUACAGAGUCAAAGCUUUAUCUCACGAUAAUGUUAGCAGCAUACCUUCCUCAUCUUCAUUCAUAAAGCACGUUCAUUACAACUCACCAAAUGAAAUAGAUUUUGAAUUCGGUUCUUCAUGUAAUAAAGAUAGUGUUAAAUACAUCAAUGGAGUUGAUGGUGAUAUUGCUGACUCUCGUAUCGUCAUUUUUGAUGUGGAAGAUGAUAAACAUCAUUCAAUUGAUGAUUUCUUAAAUACUCAAAAUGAAAAUAUUAAAGUUAUUGUUCAAGGUAAACCAAAAUUCCAAUCUAAAUUUCCAAAACUUAAACAUUUAGAACAUUUGAUUGAAGAUAAAUUAUAUGAACAUUUAAAUCUUGAUAUUGACUUCAAAGGAAAGAAAGAUGCAUCCAAGACAAAAAGAGAUGAAAUUGCUGAUGAAGAAAACUAUGAUGAUAUAUAUGCUGAAGUUGAAGAAGAUUUCAAAGCUGCUGAAUCAUUCAUUGCUGAAGAAGGUGACUCUAUCGUAUCUAUUUUUGAUGAAUCUGGUGCUGAUGAUGUCUCUGCUUCAAAUGUGAUUGCUCAAGCUGGAACUGGUGGUCUUUUUGCAAAAUAUCAAUUCUUUAGCCCUGGUAUUUGGUCAGCUAUCAUUAUUUCAUUCGUCUUGGUGUUUAUCUUAUAUACUGCUGUUGGAUGGCUUUCAGCUAUUGAAAUAUCAUAUUACUCAUUUGAAAAACAAGUAGAUUAUGAAAAGAAAAAUGAAUAGAGUUUCAUAUAUUUUUGUAUCACUACCAUCAUCAUUUACUAUUAAGAUAUUAUAUUUUUUUCCAUUAUUAAAACUUGUUUUUAUAUUCUAGUUUAGUUACUUUUUUAUUAC
Messenger RNA from Scheffersomyces coipomensis, 1269 nucleotides. RefSeq names its product Abg1p (gene ABG1). Gene Ontology annotation, cellular component: endoplasmic reticulum membrane. The record is from RefSeq and is a predicted model, not a curated record. Bases 211 to 1158 code for a protein of 315 amino acids. Gene Ontology annotation, biological process: fungal-type cell wall biogenesis; (1->6)-beta-D-glucan biosynthetic process. NCBI's taxonomy places the organism in Eukaryota, Fungi, Ascomycota, Pichiomycetes, Serinales, Debaryomycetaceae. The transcript has a single exon.